AUGACAAACAUUACUGCUCCCCCACGUAAAUUCCAAGGUAUAGCUGUCUUGGAUCAUAAAGAUUGGAAGAACCCGAAAAAAGUUGAAUUUGAAUCGAAAAACUUAUACGAUUAUGAUGUCGAAGUUAAAAUUGAAUGUUGUGGUGUAUGUGGAUCAGAUAUUCAUACUGCUAGUGGUCAUUGGGGUGAAACAAAGAAACCAUUAGUUGUUGGCCAUGAAAUUAUCGGUACAGUUACACAAAUUGGAUCUCAAUGUAAUGAAUUAAAAGUUGGUGAUCGUGUUGGUAUUGGUGCUCAAGUAUUUUCUUGUUUGGAAUGUGAUCGUUGUAAGUCAGAUAAUGAGCCAUAUUGUCCCAAGACGGUUAAUACUUAUCGUAAAGAUUAUACUGAUGGUUAUAAUUCCAAAGGUGGAUAUGCUGAUUAUAUUAGACUUCAUGAACAUUUUGCAGUCCCAAUUCCAGAGAAUAUCCCUUCACAUUUGGCUGCUCCUUUGAUGUGCGGUGGUGUUACAGCAUUUUCACCUCUCUUGAGGAAUGGUUGUGGUCCUGGGAAAAAAGUCGGUAUUAUGGGUAUUGGUGGUAUUGGUCAUAUGGGAUUAAUCUUUGCCAAAGCAAUGGGUGCGGAAACGUUUGCAAUUUCUCGUUCAUCUGCGAAGAAGGAAGAUGCAAUUAAGAUGGGUGCAGAUCAUUUUAUUGCAACAAAAGAAGAACCUGAUUGGGCUACUAAAUAUUUCGAUACAUUUGAUUUAAUUGUUGUAUGUUCUAAUUCAUUGACAGAUAUUGACUUUAAUGUUGUUCCAAGAACUAUGAAAGUUGGUGGGAAAAUUGUAUCCAUUUGUGUUCCUGAACAACAUGAAGUUAUGAAUUUGAAACCUUUUGGACUGAUAGGUGUUUCCAUUUCUAAUAGUGCCUUAGGUGGUAUCAAUGAAAUUAAACAAAUGUUAGAUUUGGUAUCCAAGAAGAAUUUAAAAAUUUGGGUUGAAACCAUUCCAAUAAGUGAGAAAGGUGUGAAGGAGGUAUUUGAAAGAAUGGAGAAAGGUGAUGUUAGAUAUAGAUUCACUUUAACUGAUUAUGACAAAGAAUUCUCCAAGUAG
This is a messenger RNA of Naumovozyma dairenensis CBS 421, 1092 nucleotides long. Its product is annotated as NAD(P)-dependent alcohol dehydrogenase. Lineage: Eukaryota; Fungi; Ascomycota; Saccharomycetes; Saccharomycetales; Saccharomycetaceae. Gene Ontology annotation, molecular function: zinc ion binding; alcohol dehydrogenase (NADP+) activity. Gene Ontology annotation, biological process: alcohol metabolic process. The record is from RefSeq and is a predicted model, not a curated record. The transcript has a single exon. The coding region runs from base 1 to 1092 and encodes 363 amino acids.